Molecule: messenger RNA, 801 nt
Organism: Penicillium salamii
Lineage: Eukaryota; Fungi; Ascomycota; Eurotiomycetes; Eurotiales; Aspergillaceae
Source: the annotation of a GenBank genome assembly
AUGCGACUGGCCUCAUCUACUCAUUGCAAUUGCUCUACCGCCAAGCUGUUUUCCAAACUCACUUCCUAUAUCACCCCUUCGAACAGAACGAUGCCUCCCCCAGUUGAGGAUGUGUCUGACGAGGAGACUGGCGAUAUUCCUUUCAACAAUGCAGCAAAGGCCGACGAUAAGCAAGAGGAUAGUGAUAAGCAAGAAAGCGACGCCGAUGAUGACGAGGACGAUGAAAACUAUGUUGUGGAGAAGAUUGUUCGACACGAUUGGCUUGACGAUGGUACACUAAAGUUCUUCGUGAAAUGGCAAGGAUACUCCGCCAUCAAAGACCACACAUGGGAGGAAGAAGAGAACCUGAUGGAGGGAGCUUCCGAGAUCCUGAAUGCAUACUACAAAUCGAUUGGUGGUCGCCCAGAGAGGGCCUCGGAGAAGCCGAAGCCAGGCCGCAAGCGCAAGUCGAUGGGCGACGCAAGCUCCAAGAGUGCGACCCCGUCUAAGGCCGCAGCACCUCCAGCCAAGAGAGGCCGAAAGUCGGCAGCGGCGAAACUGGCGGAGGCUGAGACUCCGGAUAGCUCCGUCGCACCCGAGGAUGACCAAGGCUGGCUGCCAAAGGGCAAGUGGGAUAAGGACCUUAAGGAAGUCUCUACCAUUCAACAAGGAAGACACGGUGAGGGUCUGUUCGCAUAUCUACUGUUCAACAAUGGCAAAACUGCCCGUGUGAGCGUUCAAGCAUGCUAUGACAAGUGUCCUCGAAAGAUGCUCGAAUUCUACGAAAAACACCUUGUCUUUAAGACGGAGAAUGACGACUAA